Messenger RNA from Besnoitia besnoiti, 7935 nucleotides. RefSeq lists its product as uncharacterized. Gene Ontology annotation, cellular component: nucleus; Slx1-Slx4 complex. NCBI's taxonomy places the organism in Eukaryota, Apicomplexa, Conoidasida, Eucoccidiorida, Sarcocystidae. The transcript is spliced from 3 exons. The record is from RefSeq and is a predicted model, not a curated record. The coding region runs from base 1 to 7935 and encodes 2644 amino acids. Gene Ontology annotation, biological process: DNA replication; DNA repair.
AUGGAGCCCAGCGUUGAUGUGGGGUCUUCGCGUGAGUCCUCUUCAGCACAGCUCUCGUCGAGUUCUCCCUCGUUGGUCUCCCUCACUCCGUCUGGUCGCCUCUCAUCGUCGUCUGCCCCCCGGUCUCUGGCGCCGUCUGCUUCUCGUCUCGCUGCGGACUGUUCCUGUCUCCCUGGCAGCGGGAGCUCAGGCGCCUCCCGGGCCCAAACUCUGCCGGCGCGCAGGUCGCGAAAGAGAGCCCACGUGGAAGCCUGCAUCCCCGUUAUUGUUCUCAAUGAUGAAGAGGAAGAAGACCGGCGCGGCGAUCGAACCGCAGAGCAGGACUGCUUUGUCCUAACCGUCUCGGAUAGCGGCGUCUCCUCGGCGCUUCCCGCCAGCGGCAGGGCCCGUCGAGCCCGCGGGGCGAAGGAGGGCAGGGAGGGUCACCCCAGCCGCUCAGCACUCGACGCUUCCUGCGUGAAGCCGCCCUCCCCUCGUUCUCCAUCGGGCUCUGCGCCGACUCCCCCCAGUUCCAGUUCGACGGCGCUUACUCAAGCGGCCACGCUCCCCGCGCCUCCAGCAGGCGAUCGCCUCGCGGCCCCUGGGGCACCUGGGCCCCGCCCCGGACCCCGAGGCCCGAGCGAGUCAGGAACCAAGUCGUCCGAAGGCGACAGGAGCUUCUGCGGGGCCCAGGACGGAGGCGGCCGAAGCUCCGAAGCGCGCCGGGAAGGCCCCGCGACGGCGCGGCGACCGGCGGGCGCGGAGGCAGAACGCUGCCCCCCUCGCCACAGAGGGAACGGCCUGGACGUCCACGCCCGCCGCGCGCAGUCCCGUAGUGCAGGCGAAGACGCGCGAGGCUGUCAAGCCUCUGCGGCGGCCACGGAGGGCGGCGAAUCAGAAGGCCGCGCCGAGGCUGAGACCCCCUCGAGCGCGCUUCCAGGCACGGAGGCGCAGGCCCUGCGGAGUGGGCACGCAGGUCAGUUGCAUGGCAGUGCAGGCCCAACACCGACCGCGCCGUCAUUCGACCCGAGGCGCCCUGAGGACGAGGCGAGCUCCGCGGUGGCGCAACGUGAGAGAGACGCAUCUGCGCCACGUGCGCCUGCCUCUCAACAGACGCUGAGGGCGCCGGUCUCUACGACGCGCGCGAGACAGCGCGCAGAAGAGGAUGUAGAACGCACGCGGAGUCCAGCGGUGCGUGUGGAUCCUGGCGAGCGAGAGUGCGAACGGGAGGCUGAAGCAGGACGCGAAGUCGAUCUCGGUUUCCACGCAACGGCAGACUCAGGAAGCGUUCAACUGCAGCUCACGGCGUUUGCAUUUCGCGCGGAGACCGCCGAGGCUUCCCGGGGUUCCUCGCGCGAGAAGGAGAGCCAAGGUGCCUCCGGGGGCCCGCCGAGAGACCUCGGGCGCGACGCUGCGCAGGCGCGACCAGCGCGAGGAGAAGAGGCGAGGCGAUGCGUCGAGAGGAGCGAAGAUAGCGAAUGCGGGCCUGAGGGUGAGACGGGCGAUACUCCGCGGAGGCGGGAGGAAGCUGACCGCGACGCGCGCGGCGACGAGAGAGCUGAGACGCAAGGAGAGGCGGGGAGUCUGCGGGCGACUGGCGGGCCCCGGCGACGGCGCAGAGACACGGAAGGAGACAAGAGCAACGACAAAGAGAAGGCGAAGCGCGGCCGCAGAGGGGGGGCGCACCUAACCGCGGGGAGAGGAGAAGCUUUCCAGGAGCGAGCAGGGAGCGCAGCCAAACAGGGGGAGGAGGGGGCUGCCUCAGAAGGCCAGCCAGAGCGCCGCGGAACUUCGGCACAAGAGCCGGUCGGCGUCGCCGCCGAGGCGCGCGAAGAGUCGGUGUCGCCAAGCGCGAACGACUCCGCCUCCACAGAAGGCGGCGAAGCAGACCGCAAGGCCUUCCUCCUCCCCGCAGCGGGCACCCGACGCGCAGGCCGCGGCCGCCCCAGGAAGCCUCGGGCGUCCCCAAGCGCGUCGUUCGCAAGCUCAUCGCCGUCCACUGCAGCUGCUGCCGCCUCGCCACCGGCCGCGCUCUCGUCUCCUUCCUCGGCACACGCCCGCGCGUCAAAAAAACAGAAGACAGAAAACACUCGGAAGGCCGCAACGGCGCUAACGACUUCGCGGCUCCUCCUCGCGAUUUCACAGUCUCCGCAGGAGCCCAAUGAGGCCGCGGCUCUCGCCCAGCAGGCCCGCGAGAGGCUGCUGGCAAUCGCGCGGACGCAGGAGAAGCUGCGGCACGAGCAGCGGCAUCUGCUUUCUUUCCUCUGGCGCCUGCAGCAGCGAGAGGAUGGGUGCGAGCGCGAUGAAUGCGCAGCCGAAAGCCUCGAGCUCGGCAAAUCCCAAGAAGGUGCGCACCCGUCAGUCAAGGGCCCAGCGCCGAGAAGCGGCGCAGAUCUCCCUGCGACCGGGGCGAACAGCGAUGCGGAGGGAGGCGCUUUCGCGCAGCCAGAAGGUGCGGUAGAACCGCUCGCGAUGCAGAGAAAAGAGAGAGCGGGCGCGGCAAAAGUCGAGAAGCUCGAGCCUGGCGCCCAGCCGGCCCCAGAAGACGCCACGCGGGUCAGAGCCACCGAACGAGAAGACGCUGAGGGUCAACGAGGCCUUCCGGAGACAUUAGUGUCGGGAGGCAGCCGAGAUGCCUUUUCUGCGUUUCUCUCGUUCAUGACGAAUGCCAUUCUGUACCCCGAUGAACAAGAGCUUCUCCUGCUGCAGCUGUCUGAACUGUCGCGCCUUCCGUUCCCGAAGCCUCAGCGGUUUCCUCUUCGCGCGUCGCAGUCCCUUCGGUCUUCUCCUUCUCCCCCUUCCUCCUCCUCUUCUUCCAGGCCUCCCUCUGCGUCAUCAUCUGCUUUGUCUUCUGCUUCGGGUGCGGCCUCGCCGUCUCUGCCUGCAGCCUCGCCGGCGUCAGUCGCGCCGGCGGCGUCUCCGCGGAGUCCCUCCAGGGACGGGGGGGAGGUCGCACAGGGCGGGGCUCCGCAGCCGCCUCCUGCAGCGGCGUCGCCGCCGUCGCUGUGGAGCUUGGCGAGCGGCCGAGCCGCUUCGAGGCGCGGCCUCUUUCUGCCGCACACGUGUUCGUUCUCUUUUGCUCCUUGCGCCGCUGGGGAGUCGCCGCGCACUUCUUCUUCUGCUUCAGCGGCUGAGAGCCCGCUGGUUGAACCCUGGAGCCUCGGGGGGGUGGUGCCCGGGGUCGGCACGAACGCGGCGGCGGGGGACGAGCCGGAUGAGAGCGACUACGACGCGGGCACCACCACAGAGGAAGAUGAAGACGCUGUCACCGUGGAGGAACCCGACGAGGGCAAGGAGGACGGGGAGGAGUCUCCUGCGUCUGGCAGGGAGCGCACGCCUUGUGCGUCGCCCUUGGCGGCUCGCGACGACGCGGAGAAGGUCCAGCGGCGGCAGGGUCGAGACAUGAACCGAAUGGAGUUUCUUCUGCGGAUGCAUUUGAGUGGGGCGCCGCCAGCAGUUGAAGCGGAGGAUUUUGUUGUUGUUGGCGGACCGCUGCAGCCCGCGCUCGGCGCAGAGCCUGCCAGAAAGGGAGAUAAAGAAGGAACUUCUUUCGCGGCGACACAGGGUCAAGGUGAGGACGGAGAAGGGCACGCGAGUGCGAAGCUGCACAACGACGGGCCUGCAGCGGCCGAGAGCGUGGAGGGACGCGAGGGACUUUCAGCCCUGCCGGUUGCGGCGGCUAGCCAGCCCGAGGAGUCGUCCGCCGCGUGCACGUCUGCUGCGCCUCGCUCUCGCGUCCCUCCGUGCCAUUUGGCUUCUUCUUCUGUCGGGUGUCUGCCGGCGUCUCUUCCGCCUUGUCUCUGGCCCCCCUCGAAGGCGUCUCUCGACUCGCUUGCCUGCCCUUUUUCUUCGCUCUCGCGGCGCGCCCCGGAGCUCGCGAAGGGCGCCCGCAGGGGGGACUGCAUCGCGUCGUGGCUGGCUUGCCUGCCGGCCGCCGUGAAGGCCUUCUUUCCCUCGCCGCGUGUGCAGCUGCAGUUCGCGCGGCACCAGGCGCCCGCGGCGAUGGCGCGCGCCUUCGGGGAGCUGCGGGCGACGGCGCAGGAGGCCUGGCGACGGCGCGACGAAGAGGAAAGUCUGAGUUGCUUCUUCUUGCACCUGGUCCUCGAGGCCCGGCUCCGCUGCGCCCGCGCCGACCGCACGUGCGCAUGCGCCGCCUACUUCGAAGUCCCCACUGACUCCCAGCGUCCCGCAGUCAGCGCAGACCAGACGGCUGCGCCAGACGAGGCGGAGGUCGCGCGACCGCGAGGCGAGGCGCGUUCGCCGCAAGAGAGUUCGCGGGGGGAGAGAGAGCCGCGGGGGGAGAGAGGUGACGAGCCUCAGCGCACAGGCCGAGCCGCAGAGCAGGAAGGAGAAGAGGAGGACGAAGAAGGUCGGACUCAGGAGGGUGUUGAGGAGGAGGAGGAAGCAGCGUGCGCCGUCGGGAAGGGCGACUACUCGCUGCGCGCGGCUCGCGGCCAGGACGGUGGCGCAGAAAAUGGAGACCCAGGGGCGGAGCGAGACGCCAGCACAGCGAGGAUGGGUUCACCGGAAACCACGCCUCCGCCUGAGCGCCAACCGACGCCAGGAGCUCCGGCAGAAGGCUCCCCAAGCCAUGCGCUUCCUCCUCGUUCGUGUGUGCCCCUUCUGUCGGCCGUGUCUCUCAAAGCGCCUCCUUUGGUCGGGUCUCGUCCCCUCCCUGAGGUCGGCUCCGCCUCCGCUGGCCGCGGCGCCUCUCCGGGGUCGCUCUCGCCUUGGUCGCGUUCUCGCGUGUCAACGUGGAUCGCCUCUUUUCCUUCCUCGCAGCCGCGGAAGGCGUCCGACCGCGUCACGCUCGCGCGCCUCGUCCGGCAGCAUACAGCCGAGGCGCAGCGUCCUCUCGAGGGUGAAGCCAGGGCGUCUCCGUCCGCGCCCCUCGCGCCGUUGUCUCCGCCGUCUUCUUCGGCGCCUGCUAUCUCCUCCCUCCUGCCGCGGGCGUCCGGCGCGUGCCCCGGCCGCGCUUCCGCGUCCUCGGCUCCAUCCGCUGGGCUCUCUGCUGGGGGGUCGCCGAGCCUCGCGGAGGUUGAGCUUGAGUGCGACGCCGAUCGCGCGGCUCGCUCGCCUUCACGGAGCGUCUCGCCGUCUUCUCUCUCUUCUGCGUCGUUCAUGUCUGCGAAGGAAGAAGAAGGCAAGCAAGUUCCCGACGGAGCGGGGGAGGCACGCGAGCCAGUGGCGGGAAUCGGCGAAGGAAGCAUGCGGCAGCAGCGCGAAGGCGAGGAAGAAGACCCGCUUGGCGACGAGGGAGAAGAAGACCCGCUUGGCGGCGAGGGAGAAGAAGACCCGCUUGGCGGCGAGGGAGAAGAAGACCCGCUUGGCGACGAGGGAGAAGAAGACCCGCUUGGUGACGAGGGAGAAGAAGACCCGCUUGGCGACGAGGGAGAAGAAAACCCGCUUGGCGACGAGGGAGAAGAAGACCCGCUUGGUGACGAGGGAGAAGAAGACCCGCUUGGUGACGAGGGAGAAGAAGACCCGCUUGGCGACGAGGGAGAAGAAGACCCGCUUGGCGACGAGGGAGAGGCCUCUUGCAGAGGCAACGGCGAAGCGAGGGGCUCGCAGCGAGGCGAGCGUGAAACCAGGGUAUUUGGCCGCGAGGAUGGAGCCGUCCCUCAGGGUAGAUGCGACAGAUAUGUGGCUGAAGAAGAGGACAGAAACGACUCCAUCGAUGACGAGGAGGUUUCCUUUCAAGCGGAAGAAGACGACGACGAAGUCGAGGAACUCGCGUGCGUCAUUGUCGGUGAGAAGGUCGCCCGACAGCACUCCGUCACAGAACCGCGCGAGGCUUCGGGGCGAGACGCAGGAAAGCCAAAGGCGAACUCGAGCGAGGACGACGCGCGAGCGUCUGCAGGAGCUCAGCGAGACGCCGGGCGCUGGGCGCCUCGGAUCGCCGACGCCGUGCGAGGCGCCGCGGCCGCGGCCUUCACGAUCCUGUCGCCCAGAGCUGAAGCGGCACGCGAGAUCGCGGUGCGCCUCGCGAUCCCUGAAAGCCAGACGACGCCGCACACGCGGGGCGCGGACGCGCCCCGCGUGUGCGUGGAGGUCAGCGACGCCUCGCAGUCGCCCUCGCAGCAUGAGACGCACAGGACGCUCACCGAGCGCGAGACGCGACCUGCUGAUGAGGCGGCGUCUCGGAGGGCAGGAGAGAGAGAGAGCGAAAGGCCUGAGAACGUCGAGGAAUGCAGCGCGCUGACUGGGCGAGAUGAGAGUGCGCGCGGUGUGGAUGACCUAGACGGAACAGGCGGAAUCCCUACAGAGAGAAGGGGUUCACCGCUGGUGGCGUCCUCCUUCGGGGCUCGCAUCUCCACGUCGCCCUGGCUCGCCACGCCUCCGCUGUCGCCCUCGUCUUCGUUGUCUCCUCGAGCCUCUCCUCCCGCUUCGCCUCGCCCCGCUCUCGCCAUCCCCGCAUCCACUCCCGCCACGUCUGCGUUGUCGCCGGGGCAUCGUGCUUCCUCGUUCAGCGUCGGCUCGGUCUCUGCUUCCAGUCAGCCCCUCGCGUCGCUGCCUCUGCUCGAACGACUCAAAGUGCGUCUGGGUCUGAAGAUGCCUCAAGCCUGUUUUCCCGAAACCCCUGCGGAAGCCGCGCGUGCCCGCGAGAGUCGUGGCAAAGACUCUCCGUCCGUCACAGGCGAAGCGCAGGCAGCUGAGGGCAGGGUGUCACUGGCUUCUUCGGGCGCCACGCCCUCGCGGACGUCUUCGCCUCCCUCGUCUUCCUCGCCGGCGGGUGGCGCCGUUUUUCCUCCUUCCCGACCGCCUUCCGUCUCUGCGUCUCUGGAGUCCUCAACGCCGGCGGCGACCUUCUCGCGUGCGUCUACGUCGGUUCCUUCGGGUGCGGCGGCCUCUGCGGGUUCGCAUUUCUCCUCGGUGUUGAGCGAAAUCGACUGGCGCAACGCUGACGCGGAGCUGGUGGCGCAGUUUGCGCGGCACUUUGGGCUGAAGUGCCGCUUACCCGACGGCCUCCUGCGCCGCCGCCUGCAUCAGAUCUCGAUUUACCUCGUCGCCGAAGUCCUUUAUCCGCUCUCCGCGCUCCCGCCGCACGACUUCCUCGGCGCGGAAAUGCGACGACGCGAGGCGGAGGCCGCCCAGCGGCCGCAGCGCCGCGCCUCAGACGUCGGCGCCGCCGCCCCGGCGUGUGACGAGCUGCCCUCGUCGCUGGCAUCGCAGGCGCCUCCGUCGCCCCGCAGAGGCGACUCGGACGAAAGCGCGCGCCGCGUGACUGAGAGCGGAGAUAUCGGCGCAGCGGAGGCUUCUCUAGAGACGGCAGGCAGGGCUGCGCAUGCGGCAGAAAGCGAGCACGUGGGGCUUGCGUGCGAGGCGUCGGGAGGCUCGGGGAGAAUGGAGGCGAAGGGCUGUGCGCCGCGGCAGCAGCAUGCGACAGCAGAGACUGCGCGUGUUGAAGGCCGCGCGAGCUCACACGCAGUAGGGAGCUAUAGGAGACGCACGCCAGCUUGCGAAGAGGAGGCAGAGAACUCAGACGCGUCUUCGGAGUCGCCGAGCGAAGGCACGAGAGCUGGAGCAGGAGGUGUGCAGACAGAGGGACUGCAAAAGAAGAUGAGUCAGCAGCAAGGUUGCGGGCGAGGGGCGGCACCGCCGCGAAGCCAGGCCAACGCAGAAGAUGAGACUGCGAGAAGAGAGAAGAGGCGGAAGGAGCGGAAAAAGGCGCGGGCAGCAGCUGAAUCGACUGAGGGCGACGGGAGAAGAAAGGGCGAAGGCAAAAGGAGGAACGAGGAACAAGUCGAUGUCUCCGCCGAGGCCAUCCAAGCGGCCAUCAUGGAGCACGACGGGCUCUACGAAAAGCUCCUCACGCACCAACACGUGGAACUGAAAGAAGUUUAUCUCCAUCUCAGAUCGCGCGGACUCAAGGUCAGCAUGGCGGCGACAAAGGCGUACCUGCAGGCCGCGGGGGUCUACUUCGCGACGCCGUGGAGAAACCAGCAGGGAGAGUGA